UUGGAGUAAGUUGGAUGUGCGCUCUCCUCACUCGCAUCCAGAAGCCGCCUCGAAAACUAUUGCGAUGGGGAGGAUCAGGAAAAACCACUUUGGGAUUUUGACUUUUUCCUUACUCGUGACUUUCGUCUGGGCUCAAAGCAGCAAGGAUCUCAAAGAUCCGAGCAAUAUGCCUCUGGUAAAAGAAACGGUGGACAGACUGAUGAAAGGAUACGACAUUCGGUUGAGGCCAGAUUUCGGAGGUGCGCCGGUGGCGGUGGGAAUGAACAUAGACAUCGCCAGCAUAGACAUGGUCUCUGAAGUCAAUAUGGACUACACACUCACCAUGUACUUCCAACAAGCAUGGCGGGACAAGCGGCUCUCCUACUCUGAGAUUGCCUACAACCUGACUCUGGAUAACAGAGUGGCUGACCAGCUCUGGGUGCCUGACACCUACUUCCUCAACGACAAGAAGUCGUUCGUUCAUGGUGUCACCGUUAAAAACAGGAUGAUCCGUCUCCACCCAGAUGGGACUGUUCUCUAUGGACUCCGGAUCACCACAACUGCAGCUUGCAUGAUGGACCUGCGUCGCUAUCCUCUAGAUGAGCAAAACUGCACCCUGGAGAUUGAAAGCUAUGGGUACACCACUGAUGACAUCGAGUUUUACUGGAGAGGUGGAGACGGCGCUGUGUCGGGCGUAGACAGAAUAGAGCUGCCACAGUUUUCCAUCGUCGACUACAAACUCAUCUCCAAGAACGUUGUGUUCUCGACAGGUUCAUACCCUCGCCUGUCUCUCAGCUUCAAACUGAAGAGGAACAUAGGUUACUUCAUCCUGCAGACAUACAUGCCUUCCAUCCUGAUUACCAUCCUCUCCUGGGUCUCCUUCUGGAUCAACUACGAUGCAUCGGCUGCCAGAGUGGCCCUGGGGAUCACCACGGUGCUGACCAUGACCACCAUCAACACCCACUUGCGAGAGACGCUCCCAAAGAUCCCCUACGUGAAGGCCAUUGACAUGUACCUGAUGGGCUGCUUUGUGUUUGUGUUCCUGGCCCUGCUGGAGUACGCCUUCGUCAACUACAUCUUCUUUGGCCAGGGGCCCCAGCGACAGAAGAAGGCGGCAGAGAAAGCCGCCACUGCCAAUAAUGAGAAACUGAGACCAGACCCCAACAAGUGGCUGGUGGGAAAUGUAGUUCAGAGAGAUGAUGCUCUGUAUGCCAGAAUGAAACAGAGGGAAAUUGACGCAUAUGACUCGAUGUGGGAUCCCAUCUUUGUGGACGAUGCCGCAUUAGGACUAGGGGAUCAAAGAAAUAAGAUGACCCCCGACGACAACAUCCUGUUCAGUGCAAUGGAGAUGAAGAAUGAGAUUGGCGGCGCCGGGGAUCUGUCCCGGGGCCUGGGAGCCCCCGGAGACCCCCGUAACACCAUGCUGGCCUACGAUAGCUCAACACUGCAGUACCGCAGGGCAGCCAUGGCCCGCCAGAACUAUGGCCACAGCGCUUUGGAGCGCCACGCCCAGAAAAAGUCCCGCCUACGGAGACGGGCCUCCCAGCUCAAGGUGAACAUCCCAGACCUCUCCGACGUGAACUCUAUCGAUAAGUGGUCCAGGAUGAUCUUCCCCACGGUCUUCUCCUUCUUCAACGUGGUCUACUGGCUCUACUACGUCCAUUAAAGCUGGCGAAGUCUGCUGGCCGGCUUGUGGCAGGCACAUAAGAAGAAGAAGAAGAAGAAAAAGACGAAGAAGAAGAAAAAGAAGAGAAGAAGAAGGAGUAGGUGGGGUGGGUAGGGGGAUUUAGUGGAGAAAUCAAGAAAGAGAGAGGAUGUGUGAGAGAGAGACGGAGAGGGAGAGAGAGAGAGAGAGAGAGAGAGAGAGAGAGAGAUGAAAAGAGUGUGCUGACUUUUUUUAGCUGGUUCAUUUUAGACAACGUGAGAGGAAUGCAAAGACUUUCAGAUGGACUGCAGCAACAUCCACUUCAGUCAGCAAUGACUCUUUUAGGAUUUGGGAAACACCUUAAAUCAACUGACAAACAUUCAAAAAAGAAGAGAGUUUUAAAAAGACAGAAAUGGUGCCUGUUCCAGAAUUUCUAUAUAUCACUAAUAUUUGUCAUUCGUAGCUUACUCUGUGAAUCAAAUAUUUAUGCUUGUGUUUGCAUAUACUUUAAGGAUUUCUUUUGUUUAGUAUCUAUUUACUUCGUAGCCGAGCUGUCUGCAUCAAGGAAAGCUUUAUAAAUGAUUUUAAGGGAGUCAUCCUUGAUAGUCUAUUUUCCUAUAAUUAAUGUAUAUCAAAAACAUCCUUUUAAAAGCAUGCUUAUGUUUGAUUUAAUUUGCAUUUCAGUCAUGAUAAAGAAGGAGCAGAAAAAGUAUUUUAUUUUUUACUAGUUGAGGCUUUUCUGUCAGUUAAAGUUUUCAGCUUUUGGCUUGGCGUGGUCCUACCUGGGUGGAUGUUUUGAGCGUCACUGGAUGGCAAAAGAUGGACAGCAAGGGGCUCUCUCUUCUCCGGACAUCGCUGUGGGGCUUUAGUGACGCCACUGCUGAAUGGAAAACGUGGGGAAACGUGGACUGUGGAGACUGAUGCUUUGGCCAAGUUUAAUGAUUUGCUUUUGCUGUGCUGAGAGGGAUCAAGUCCAUUUAACCGCGUGUGUUUUUUGUUUGUUUAAAAGAGAAACAUUCCUGACAUCAUGUAAGGCACUUCAGAGGUGGACAUUGGCGUUUUACACUUGGAAGCCGGUGUAAGAACUUAUUGGACGAGUUGGGUUUCAUUGCAAGUAGAGUGGCCGCAUAAAUAUGUCAAUCCACAUCCAUCAUUAUUAGUAGAAUUGAAUGAUAGAUGUAUGAUGCAUUCCAUUGUGAUUAGGUUUUCUGUUUUGAAAAGCUGUAGAUAAACAUUAAUCAUAUUGAAAGAAAAAGAGAUGAUUCAUUUUUAUAAAUCAAUACUCACAUAAUCAUGUAAAUACUAUGGAUUUAUUCUAUUUAAAUGGGUCUUUGUUGUUGUUUUUGCAGUUGAAUUACACCUCAAAUGCUCCAGUCAGACAAUAAAAUAAAAGAGCAAUUUGACUUAGGAAAAAAUAAAACACAAUUCACAACUUUGCUGACUAUGCUUUUUGGGACUUUUAUCUCUUUUAUUUUCUUUUUAACAGACUCUAAAAGCAUCGACUUGCUGAAACUAAAGUACUUCCAGACACCAGUGGCUUUUGGGUCAACUUUUUGCUUUCCAGGAAAAAAAAAGAAAAAAAAAAACUGAACAAGGACCCCACUAUCCAGGCAUUGAAGUCAGGCAUAUUUUGUACAAAGUUUCUGUAAAUUCCAGUUAUGAUAUUUCAUAAUGACUGUAAAUAUAUUGUGUAAUGAUUGUCAGCAAUUAUGAAGAUGUAUCUAAAUUCAAUUAAAACUCGAUUCAGUCUAUCACUUGAACAACAGAGUAAACGGGUUCCUGCGUCCUGUUUGAAUGCGAGGCUGAUUGCUGACUGGCAGGCUCAUGGGUGAUUGCGUGUGUGAAUGAGUGAGUGAACAACAAAACCCGACGCAGGGAAAGAGUAGGCAAGCGAGAGAGGCUAAUGUAGGGGUGAGCAGAGAUGUAAGCGCUGCAGCUGGGGACUCUUGGCUGCAUAAUGGAUGGAGAGGCAGAGGAGCUGCAGUGGGAGGUGGUGGUCGUAGUGGUCUGGGCCAACUGCAGUGGGCUGGAUUGGGGUUUGAGCAGGGCUGAGCUCAGCCCCCAGCCUCAGGGGACAUUAAUGCAGAGAGCCAGAGAUAUGGAGACACUCUUUGGACUCAACUGUGGCCCUUUGACUGCAGGGGCCUGAGCACUUGGUACAAAAAAAGACAGGGAUGAAAGAAAAUAAAGGGAAAGAGAGAGAGGGCUCCAUCUGUGCAUCCAUCCAUGCCUCGUCUUCCAGCAGCAUCCUCCCCUCACACUGCAAACAGGCUGCGCUCUGCGCUGCACUCACUUCCUGACCUGACCGCAUAAAUGGAUGCUAGUGAAUAUUUGAUGCCACAAAACACUGAAUAUUUAAAUUUUAAAAAGGGAUUUUGUUUCUAGUAGAAAAUAAUGUGCAGAUAAUGUUUUAUUUUGAAGAUAAAGGGCCAGAAGAACACAAUAAUAAGCCAACUGGCACAAAAUAUAAGAACAAGAAAGAAAUGAACCAUGCAGGAUUUUUGUAUUUUGACUUUGUUGUGAUGGUGGAAUAGAUGGAAUACCUUAAAAUACUGAUGAUGAUGAUGAUGAUGAUGAUGAUGAUGAUGAUGAUG
Cololabis saira (Pacific saury) is the source of this 4218-nucleotide messenger RNA. It is a transcript of the gene gabrb2a, whose product is annotated as gamma-aminobutyric acid type A receptor subunit beta2a. Gene Ontology annotation, molecular function: extracellular ligand-gated monoatomic ion channel activity; GABA-A receptor activity; neurotransmitter receptor activity. The transcript is spliced from 10 exons. Gene Ontology annotation, cellular component: synapse; neuron projection; GABA-A receptor complex. Lineage: Eukaryota; Metazoa; Chordata; Actinopteri; Beloniformes; Belonidae. Bases 65 to 1645 code for a protein of 526 amino acids. The record is from RefSeq and is a predicted model, not a curated record. Gene Ontology annotation, biological process: monoatomic ion transmembrane transport; regulation of membrane potential; chemical synaptic transmission.